GCAUUCUAUCAAAGCUUGAAAAAAACGAGCAAUGCCUGUCUUUACAAAGAUCCUUUAUAAUGAGAUGUCUUGACACCAUCCCAUUGGAUUCAGUAGUUAGGGAACAUAUCUAUAAUAACAUCUUUACACAAAGGGAUCCUUUACCACUUAUGGAAUCAAUCAUUACCAAAAUAUUUUGGAAAGAAGAAGAAGCAAUCAAUGACCCGUUUCUACGGAUCUUACUAGAUCCGGAGGUUGUUUUACAAGCCUCACCCCAUUAUAGUAAAUUGUACUUAAAAUCAGUUAUAGAUCAUAUUAUAGCACUGCAUGUUUCGAUUCCUCCAGAUUCUACUCCACUUGCGACAUAUUUUCAUAAGAUAGAAGCUUGUCAAGAUACGUUCAUUUUGACAACUGUUUCCGACGUUGAAUCAAUAAUUUUAAGUGCAGUAAUUACUGGAGAUGGGGAACAAAUUACUCAAAGUGUUCCUGAAACCGUAACAAACUUUCUCAUGGCACUAGCAGCUGCGGCUGAAGGUCAGGAUAAUAAUACCAACAUUAUCGAAUCUGAAAUUGAUCAAACAAGAGCAGUAGAUGAUGAAUACAGUCUUUCAAAAUUACCACGACUUUGGCGUACAAUUAACAUCGUCAAUUUUAAUAGUUUCCGUGCUUACUAUAACGGAGAUCUGAAGCAAUAUGAAACAAAAUAUCCUUUUCUUGUGAAAAAACUUACAUCUAUACAACGAGAUGAUAUUAAAAAUAUUAUAGAUUUUGAAACUAAACAACCGGCAACAAUUAUUAAUGGAAAAGUCACUGUCCCUCUUUAUUCUUAUAUUUGUGAUCCAUCACUGCAUAUUUGGCCUCCUGUAAUUUCUGAAUUAAUAGAUUUGGAAGGAUCGUUCCCAAGCUUAUUAACUAAUCAAGCGUUUGAAGCCUAUAAAUAUGUUAUGGAUCAGAUUGAG
This is a messenger RNA of Dentiscutata erythropus, 938 nucleotides long. The record is from the annotation of a GenBank genome assembly. Lineage: Eukaryota; Fungi; Glomeromycota; Glomeromycetes; Diversisporales; Gigasporaceae.